Molecule: messenger RNA, 1612 nt
Organism: Suricata suricatta (meerkat)
Lineage: Eukaryota; Metazoa; Chordata; Mammalia; Carnivora; Herpestidae
Gene: HYLS1
Product: HYLS1 centriolar and ciliogenesis associated
Exons: 4
Coding region: 309-1238 (309 amino acids)
Biological process (GO): cilium assembly
Cellular component (GO): centriole; non-motile cilium
Source: RefSeq, a predicted model, not a curated record
GCUCUUGUGGUUUAAACCGAGGCGGCCAGGCGGUUAACUGCAGCUUCAGCACUCGGGUGUGCUGUGCGCCUGCGCGAGCAGCUGGACGCUAACUGAAGCCCGCAGAGCCCCACUAGCCCGGCUGCGGUACUGGGUACGGCGAGCGGACCUCGGCGGGGCAGGUUUUUCUUGAAAACUAAUGGCAGUGGAGGUUCAUUGAAAUAAGGUGGCACAGCAGAAGCUAGCCUGAUUAGAAACCGGUCAAUGAUUGUACUUCAUAUUGGAAAUAGAACCUGAAGUAAAGAUUUUCCCACUCUUAAGUGGUUUUGAUGGCAGAAAGAAGAAGGUCCUACAGUGGAGAGGAAGCAAUGGAAGAACUCAUGGGACCCAGUGGACAAAAAUGGGCCAAUAUGGAUCCAGAAGAACGAAUGCUGGCAGCUGCUACAGCUUUUACCCAGAUCUGUGCAGGGCAGGGUGAGGGAGAUGUCCGGAGAGAUGCCCAGACUAUGCAAUAUGAUCCCUACAGUAAAGCCUCAGUAGCCCCAGGAAAGCGACCUCUCCCUGUGCAACUGCAGCACCCACAUGUAGAAAGUAAUGCCACUUCAGAAACUGUCUCAGAGGCCUCCCAGAGACUCCGAAAGCCAGUGAUGAAGAGAAAGGUGUUGCGGAAGAAGCCAGGAGGGGAAGUCUUAGUGACAGAUGAGUCAAUUAUUAGUGAAUCAGAGUCCGGUACAGAAGGUGAUAUGGAUCUCUGGGACCUAAGACAGAAGCUAAGGAGUCUGCAGUUCCAGGAAGACAGGGAAUCCCCAGUUGACAUUUCACAAAAAUUUAAUUUACCCCAAGGAAUUUCUCAAGAUGAGCUCAUGUGCUAUCUACGCAGAGAAGGAAUGGCUCCUCCAGUGUAUGAACAAGACCUCAUUGUUGCCAGCCGACCAAAGUCCUUUAUUCUCCCAAGGCUGGACCAGUUGAGCCGAAACCGGGGCAAGGUAGACCGCGUAGCCCGAUACUUUGAGUACAAACGAGACUGGGACUCGAUGAGGUUACCUGGUGAAGAUCAUAGAAAGGAAUUACGCUGGGGUGUCCGAGAGCAGAUGCUUUCUCGAACAGAACCCCAGUCCAAGCCUCAGCACAUAUAUGUUCCUAACAACUACCUAGUGCCAACUGAGAAGAAAAGAUCUGCCCUUCGUUGGGGCAUUCGUUGUGACCUUGCAAAUGGUGUCAUGCCCAAAAAGAUUCCCUUCCCUCUUUUUCCUUCUUAAGUGUUUUUUUUUUAAACCUCUUUUAUGGGAUUGUUUGGGGGGUAACCUGGUUCUUUCUCUCCUUUUAUUUAAAUAGAAACAACUAACUUGAAAGCCCGUGGAACGUUAUAAAGACUUCACUGAUCACUGCUCUCUCAAACUAAGUCUAUAUCCCAUUGGUAUCAAAUACUACUUCUCUUCCAAAUGACCACUCUCAAAUCUGGUAACCGCAAGAGAAAUCAUGCCAAAGAAAAACAGACCUGAUCUUUCCGCUUUGUCAGAUAGCACUAUUUCAGUUCUAUGCUGUUUUUAACCUUUGGCCAAUGUGUGAGUUGCUGUCUUUAAAGUUGCUGGGCGUUAAGCUUAUUCAUUAAAGAAUUUUGGAAUUUUGUAAA